Molecule: messenger RNA, 468 nt
Organism: Staurois parvus
Lineage: Eukaryota; Metazoa; Chordata; Amphibia; Anura; Ranidae
Source: the annotation of a GenBank genome assembly
GCGGGCAUCGAGUCAACUGGCGGAACAGCGGGCACCGAGUCGUCUGGCAAGACUGCGGGCACAGAGUCAUCUGGCAAGACUGCGGGCACCGAGUCGUCUGGCAAGACUGCGGGCACCGAGUCAACUGGCAGAACAGCGGGCACCGAGUCGUCUGGCAAGACUGCGGGCACCGAGUCGUCUGGCAAGACUGCGGGCACCGAGUCAUCUGGCAAGACUGCGGGCACCGAGUCGUCUGGCAAGACUGCGGGCACCGAGUCGUCUGGCAUUGGAUCGUCUGGCUCGACAGCGGGCAUCGGGUCACCAGGCAUCAGGUCAUUUGGCUCGCCAGCGGGCACCGCGUCAUCUGGCAAGGCAGUGGGCACCAAGUCACCAGGUACGACAGCGGGCUCUGAGUCAAUUGGCACGACAGCGGGCACCGGAUCAGGUACCGGAUCAUCUGGAUCAACAGCGGGCAUCGAGUCAACUGGC